Messenger RNA from Microtus ochrogaster (prairie vole), 1659 nucleotides. Its product is annotated as nascent polypeptide-associated complex subunit alpha, muscle-specific form-like. The transcript has 4 exons. Lineage: Eukaryota; Metazoa; Chordata; Mammalia; Rodentia; Cricetidae. Bases 1 to 1659 code for a protein of 552 amino acids. The record is from RefSeq and is a predicted model, not a curated record.
AUGAAGCCCAAUCAGCACAGGGACCAGCCCAGCCUGCCACAGGCAGCAGUUCCACAACGGAGAAUAAGAUCAGUAACAACAGCCAGCGAAGAACAAAGCGCUCACACAAGCCACCUUCCCACCACCCAAUUCCUCCACCCUUCACCCCCACACCCCAAAGCCCGCCCCCGACUCCGCACCCGGAGCGGCAGCCUCACCACUGCGGCCGCCAGGAGCCCAUUCAAAACACGUGCUCUGCGCCUUCAAAUGUCCUACAACUUCCUUCAACGAAAACCCACCGAAGCACCGGGCCAAGGCGGUCGUCACCGCCUCCCCACAUCACCCCGCAGUCGCGGUCCGAGCCCCCCGAAACGGUGCAGCCGCACAAUCUCGCCCCUCAACACCGAGGCCGCGGCGGCGCCAGACCACGGGCUCUCCCCGCCCCCCAGCGCCGCCGUCUCCGCCGUGACACAUGGCUCUCCGCCCCGGGCGCUCCCCAGCACCAAGUCCGCCCGCCGCUCGCGGGUCCGCGCGGGCCACGGGGCUGCCGAGGCGCCUCCUCCCGGAGCGCCGCAGACAAAGCCCAGCCGCGGCAGCACAUGGAGAGGAGGAAGUGGCGGCGCGGCCGCGGCCUACUCCCUGGCAGCCCCGGCCAACGUGCUCCUCUCCCCCUUGGAAUCCAUUUUCCAGAAAAGCCGGUUUCUCCCCGCGCCGCCCUCCCCCAAGCUCCCUCCACAAUGUCAUGGAGCUCCCCUCCCGGAACCCGGGUGCCGGCGGUCGUUACCUUCCCGCGGGGCUGCGGCCGAGGAAUCCUGUCCGACCGGGUCGGCUGGCGGCGAACGCGUGCUCGCUGCUCCCUGUGUCCGGCGCGAGUGGAGCUGUUGUAAAAUGGCGGCCGAAGCUCACGCCGCUGGCAGCAAACCCGAUCCAGUUCCACUCGCCUCCGAGCGCGCUCCCAGUGCGCGCGCGCGCCCCCGCCUCUCUCGGCCCGUCCCCAGUGCCUGCCGAGUCGCUCUUUCUCUCUCCCGCGCUGACGUGACGACGCAGCCGACGCCUCGGGACGCGCGCCCGCGGGCCCCGCCUCUCGCCCCGCCCCUAGCUCCUGGUGGGGUGGGGGGGACGAGACCCCGCCCUUCCGCCGCGGCGGCGGUGAGGGGCCAAGUGAAUGAGAGACCCGCCCUCUGUGCGGACACUCCCUCGCGCUCCGCGGGCGGGGCGGCCUGCUCGGCGUGUCCCACUCGUUCUUUGUCAGGAGACGGGCAUCUCCCCAGCCCGCCCUCCCCGCCCCCCACCGCCCCAGCACCGGCCCCGGGCUCCGAGGGUACCCGGCACCAGUCGCCUGCUCCGCCGGGGCCGCCCGCCGCACCGCGCCCUGGGCGCUCGGGAAGCUGCAGGCGCACGUGUCCCCCGGGGCGGGGCGAGGCGAGGCAGACAAUGGGGCUGCGGGGGAGGGGAGCCGCGCGGGGGGGCGGGGAUGGCAGAGUUCGGGGCGACCGGGUGGCGGGGCUGGAGUUCGGGAGUCACCCCGGGGAGUCCCGGGUUCCACCGCUGGACAAUAGGGCAUCCCGCGGCCCGGCGCGCGCCGGGCUCCGCUUCCACGAAUCCCCUGGGCGAAGGGAGGGGCCCCGCGCCGCGCCGCGGGUUCGCGAGGAAAUCCCAGCGCCUCCCGCCCGGGGAUGA